Molecule: messenger RNA, 1608 nt
Organism: Papilio xuthus (Asian swallowtail)
Lineage: Eukaryota; Metazoa; Arthropoda; Insecta; Lepidoptera; Papilionidae
Product: UDP-glucuronosyltransferase 2B19-like
Exons: 4
Coding region: 19-1578 (519 amino acids)
Molecular function (GO): UDP-glycosyltransferase activity
Source: RefSeq, a predicted model, not a curated record
UAUAAGUGAUAUUUAAAAAUGUUAGAAAUAAGUUUGUUUGUUGUUUUGGUGUUCGGAACACUUCAUAUUGAAGGAGCAAGAAUUCUAGCAGUAUAUCCUUGUCCAUCGAUAAGUCAUCAAGUUGUUUUUCGACCGUUGACGUUAGAGUUAUUAAAACUCGGACAUGAAGUUACAGUGGUGACACCAGAUCCUAUGUAUCCAAAAGACGGUGCUCCAGCUAAUCUUACCGAAAUCGAUAUACACCAAUCAUAUGAAAUGAUGCAUAAAAUGAUUCAAGAAAAUGGACCAGAAACUGUAUUCGACAACUUAAAUGUGGCUGUAGCUGUUCAUGACUUUCUAAAAACACAAACUGAAUUUGUAGUUAAAUCAAAAGAGUUUCAAGAUUUAUUAUAUGAGAUAAAGACAAAGAAGUUUGAUUUAUUAAUGAUAGAAGCAUUGUUUACACCCAUGUUGGCAUUAACGCAUCUAACAAAAGCACCAACUAUAUUAGUAAGCUCUUUGGGGCCAUUUCUUGGAAACUACGAAAUGAUGGGAGCUCCGACAACGCCAUUAUUAUACCAUCAUCCCUUUAGCAAUAGACUCUAUAAUUUGACUUUAUGGGAAAAAGCAAGUGAACUAUAUAACAAACUGCAUAUUGAUUUUAGUAAUAAAAUGAGCGAGAAGAACAUGAAUGAAUUUCUUAAGAGAAUUUUUGGCUCCGAUAUUCCUCCUUUAAAUAAAUUGCGAGAUAAUGUUGAUAUGCUUUUUGUGAAUUUAAAUACAAUUUGGGAAGGGAAUUAUCCAGUGCCACCGAACGUUAUACAUAUGGGUGGUUUACAUCAAAAACCACAGAAAUCAUUACCACAGGAUCUUCAACAAUAUCUGGAUGCUUCGAAAAAUGGUGUAAUAUAUUUCAGUUUUGGUACAAACGUUAACACAUCUGUAUUGCCUGUAGAAAAAAUGGCAGUCUUUGAAAAAGUGUUCGCCGAAUUACCAUACAAUGUGUUAUGGAAGAUGAAUAACGAUAACUUUCCGAUAAAAUCGGACAAUGUUAAAAUAUUCAAAUGGCUACCGCAAGCUGAUUUGUUGAGGCAUCCUAAUAUCAAAAUGUUCAUAACACAAGGAGGUUUACAGUCUACUGACGAAGCGAUCACAGCUGGUGUUCCUCUCCUUGGUAUACCAAUAUUAGGAGACCAAAGGUAUAACGUAGAGAAAUACGUACAUCAUAAAAUUGGAGUAAAGCUUAUGUUCCAAGAUAUUACAGAAACGAAUUUGAAAAAUGCAAUCUUUGAAUUAGUUGAGAAUAAAUGCUACAAGGAUAACAUGGUGAGGCUACGAUCAUUGAUGCAAGAUCAGCCGCAGACGCCGCUGGAGCGUGCCAUCUGGUGGAUACAAUAUGUCCUUCGUAACGGUGGUGCUAAGCACUUGCGGGCGCCCGCUGCCAAUUUACCAUGGACUGAAUAUUACGAAGUAGAGUUACUUUCGUGCAUAGUUUUUGUCUUCAUAAUUUUAACAGUAUUAAUAUUCUUUGUUAUUAGAAAUUUACUGUCGUUUGUAUUAAAUUUCUCAAAUACUAGUGAUAAGUUAAAGAAAUUGUGAUGUAAUUAGAUUUAGUUUUUAAUAUAUUUA